AUGGCACCAACACAGGCGUAUCCGUCGAUACAGGCUUUUUACAAGAGGGAAGUUCCCACACAAGGCGAUGGCUUCACGGAAGGCGAAUUGGCAGAUGCGCUUGACCCAUUGAACCGGAAGUGGGAUCCUGAACGAGAGUACGAAGAAUCAGGAAUUGCAGAACUAGUCCCAGGCCCAAAAGCCGUCACCUUCGUCGGGAGAGUCGUGAACGUGAGCACCGUUUGGGGCCGCAGCCAAAAGCAACCGAAAGCUGCGGGCUGGCACUACUUGAUAUUGAAAGAUGAUUUUGCUGCUAUUUCAAUCAAACUGUACUUCUCUCGCAAGGAGUACCCUCUCAAGCUCGGCCAGCUUCUUACUAUCUGGACAGUCUUCAUAUCUGAUGCAUCGAAGACCGACACAACGGUGAUACCUUCAGUACUUAUCUACGCCAACUUGUUCCCAGGCCGCGUCACUUCCGACCAUAUCAUGAUUCACACAAACAGCAGCACAGACGAGAUAUGCCGCGCACCGCUUGACUAUCACAAAGACCGAGCUCUCCCCGGUCUCAUGACACUCGACAGCUAUAUCAGAAGUGGCCACGAUGGCGUCGCCGGAGUGAAGAUCCUCGUCUGCAUCAAGAGCAUCGGUGCACGGAAACGAAUCACGACAAAAAAAGGAGCUGAGCGAGACCUAGCAGAAAUCAUCCUCUUUGAUCACACAUCAGAAGCGCGAUGUACGCUCUGGGGUGAACUCAUCGAUUCUGCGAAAGACUGGCAGCCUGGAAAGACGAUUCUCUUGAUCUCGAAUCCCGGGUAUCGAGUAGGAUACUCGGGGAAAGGAAACAUCGGCAUCCAACACUCGACAAUGAUCGAUAUCAAUCCCGAGUUUCCUGAUGCGCACUGGUUGAAGAAGUACGCAGCAGGAUUGACCAAGAAGGAAAGCCUGUGUUUGGAGUUCCCCGAAGAUGUCUGGGAUAUUGAGGCUGCGGAACAUGGGAUUUAUAGGAAUUUGUAUACGCUUGCUGAAAUUGAUGAAUGGGUACGCUCGGAGCCGCGCCAGGUCUUCACAGGCUAUAUUAAUGUCACUAUCAUGGAGAUGUCUCUCGUGCUCCAUCAUCGCCGCAACAUGCUCAUGUGCACAGAAUGCUGCGGCAUCCCCAUCUACGCCAACACGCUCCACACCACCUGCCUUAACUGCUCAAAACCCCUCACUCUCUCCCUAAACCCAAAAAUCAUCGGCACGCUCCUCGACGAAACCGGCAGCAUCGCAGCCGGGAAACUGCUCUGGAGUGCUCGCGCCUGGGAACAGCUGCUUGGCCGCACGCCAGCCCAGCUCUCAGACAUGAAGGGCGAGGAGAUCCGGGCGCUGGAGCAGCGCAUGGGCUUUUUGCGCAUGCAUUUGGUGUUUGGAUGGGCGGAGAGCGUGGGAAGAUUGGCGGUUUUGGGGAUGUGUAUGUGAGUGAGUUGUCUGGCUGGGGCGUGAUUAUAUGCUUUUGGGGGAGUUUUGCUAGAACAUCAAACCCAUACCUCCUUCUUUUCCCAACCCAACCAACCUACCUACCUACCUAACAAGCCCAAUCUCCAACCCAUACUAACGCAAGAUAUACAAUUCUCGAUCUUUCGAAUAUCCAUACACACACUCAAAGAACAACUUAUUAAGCGCCUCUAUAUAAGCAGGCUAUAGACAGUUGGAUUGAGCAGAGACUCUGGUGGGAUGUUUUUGGAAAUGCGGAUUUUGCUUUGGGAUAAGAUAAGGGUGUUUAUUUAUUUAUGUACGGUAAGGUAGGGUAGGUAGGUAGG
This is a messenger RNA of Amorphotheca resinae ATCC 22711, 1778 nucleotides long. RefSeq lists its product as hypothetical. The record is from RefSeq and is a predicted model, not a curated record. Gene Ontology annotation, molecular function: single-stranded DNA binding; single-stranded DNA 3'-5' DNA exonuclease activity. NCBI's taxonomy places the organism in Eukaryota, Fungi, Ascomycota, Leotiomycetes, Helotiales, Amorphothecaceae. The coding region runs from base 1 to 1437 and encodes 478 amino acids. Gene Ontology annotation, biological process: resolution of meiotic recombination intermediates. The transcript is spliced from 6 exons.